Molecule: messenger RNA, 186 nt
Organism: Chondrus crispus (carragheen)
Lineage: Eukaryota; Rhodophyta; Florideophyceae; Gigartinales; Gigartinaceae
Exons: 1
Coding region: 1-186 (61 amino acids)
Source: RefSeq, a predicted model, not a curated record
AUGAAUUUACUUGUCACUCUUUUGUAUUUGUUAAUGUUGUCCGUAAAGUUACGAAAACGCGUGUUUUGGCCGCGAGUUUGCUCGGAUUUUCUGAACGCAAAACUUUCAAACAAUGCGUUUGGCAAAACUCACAGCAUACCGAAACUCGGGGCACGUGAGUUUUCCACGAGUUUCACAUCCGCCUGA